CCAACAUCUUCCUGCCUGAUCACUUUCUCUCUCCUUCAUCGUGAAUCCUUCUUAUCCAUGGAGUUUUGUGCCUUUAUCCGUUUCUUCUUUAAAUCUUUUUCUCUCUCCUCAAUCUUCAUUCAACUUCUCUCCGCAUUUGCCCGUAUAUUAAUCCAAUCUGGCCCACCAAACAAACCAUGCGGCUGCGAAAUCUGUCAAGGAUUCCUCACCCGUAGCUGGUCCAAAAAAUUCCAUAACCUCUGCGAUUGGUACUCCCACUUACUCCAAAAGUCCCCGACGGCAACCAUCCACAUCCACGUCGCCGAUAAUAUCAUCACCGCCAAUCCCCAAAACGUAGAACACAUCUUAAGAACACGAUUUGACAAUUACCCAAAAGGAAAACCAUUCUCUGCAAUCCUAGGUGAUCUACUAGGAAAAGGAAUCUUCAACGCUGAUGGUGAUUCCUGGAUUUUUCAACGCAAAAUCUCUAGUCUUCAACUGGGUAGUGUCUCUGUUAGAUCAUAUGCUUUCCGGGUUAUCUCGUCGGAGAUUCAGAAUCGACUUAUUCCGUUGAUGGAAUCUAUUUGUGAUGAAACAGAGCAUGUUGUUGAUUUACAGGACGUGUUUCGUCGGUUUGCUUUUGAUACUAUUUGUCGAUUUUCGUUUGGUUUAGACCCUGGUUGUCUUCACCGGACAUUACCCGAAUCGGAAUUUGCAUCUGCUUUUGAUAAGGCUUCGAAACUUUCGGCUGAGAGGGCUAUGACUGCAACUCCUCUGGUUUGGAAGAUGAAGAGGUUUUUCAAUUUGGGAUCUGAGAAAGAACUUAGAUCCGCCAUUAAAGCCAUUAACAUUUUGGCUGAUGAGGUGAUUAAGCAGAAAAGGGAAAUGGGUUCUGAUCAAACUCAAACACAGAACGAUCUUUUAUCUAGAUUCAUGGAAACAAUCAGCGACGAUGAUUACUUAAGAGAUAUUGUCGUCAGCUUCUUAUUAGCCGGACGGGAUACAAUUGCGUCAGCCCUAACAAGCUUCUUCUGGCUAUUAGCGAAGAACCCUGAAAUCAUAUCAAAAAUCCGUGAAGAAUCGAAUCGGGUUAUGGGUGAAUCGGAUAGGGUUCUUCCCAAAUUCGAGGAGCUUCAAAAGAUGAACUAUUUGCAGGCUGCGGUUUACGAGAGUUUGAGAAUCUUCCCGCCGGUUCAGUUUGAUUCGAAGUUUGCUUUACAACCGGAUGUUCUUCCGGAUGGUUCAUUUGUAAACGUAGGGACCCGGGUGACUUACCACCCGUAUGCAAUGGGUCGGAUGGAGAAAAUAUGGGGUUCGGAUUGUCUUGAAUUUAAGCCGGAAAGGUGGUUAAACGACGGGAUGUUUACUCCGGCGAAUCCUUUUAAUUAUCCGGUGUUUCAGGCCGGAGUUAGGGUUUGUUUGGGGAAAGAAAUGGCUUUGGUGGAGAUGAAAUGUGUGGCGGUUUCUUUCAUUAGGAGGUUUGAUAUUCAAUUGGUGGAAUCGGGAGAGACCACUUUAAGGUUUGCUCCUGGUUUGACGGCCACCAUAUGCGGCGGAGUACCUGUGGCUAUCCGUCGGCGACGGUGAGAUGUAUAACAAAAUUAAGUAAAAAUUUUUUUUGGAUAUCUCGAGUCUGCAUGAGGUCCUGAAUUUGAACCUGUUAGACUAUAAGUU
Molecule: messenger RNA, 1653 nt
Organism: Impatiens glandulifera
Lineage: Eukaryota; Viridiplantae; Streptophyta; Magnoliopsida; Ericales; Balsaminaceae
Product: cytochrome P450 94C1-like
Exons: 1
Coding region: 58-1566 (502 amino acids)
Molecular function (GO): iron ion binding; monooxygenase activity; oxidoreductase activity, acting on paired donors, with incorporation or reduction of molecular oxygen
Source: RefSeq, a predicted model, not a curated record